Juglans microcarpa x Juglans regia is the source of this 602-nucleotide messenger RNA. Its product is annotated as auxin-responsive protein SAUR50. The record is from RefSeq and is a predicted model, not a curated record. Gene Ontology annotation, biological process: response to auxin. The transcript has a single exon. Lineage: Eukaryota; Viridiplantae; Streptophyta; Magnoliopsida; Fagales; Juglandaceae. Bases 64 to 489 code for a protein of 141 amino acids.
CACAAAGGAAGCAGAAAAUUAGAGAAAAGCAUAAAACUGACGCUAGGAAGCAGAUAAUUAGUCAUGGCAGCUAAGCCCAGAACCAAUGGCAAGAAGAAGAAUGGCAUUGUCAAGCUCAAGAUAGUGGUGGAAAAGCUCCAAAGGAGUCUUUCAUUGGUUAAGAAAUCAAGUUCCAACUGUGACAAGUACGACAUUAAUAGUGACAUGCCUGUGCCAGAAGACGUGAAGGAAGGACAUUUUGUGGUGAAUGCAGUGGAGGGGGACGAACCAAGGAGAUUUGUGGUACCCUUAAGCUACUUGACACACCCAACUUUUGUAAGGCUCUUGGAGAAGGCAGCCGAGGAAUACGGUUUUGAUCACGAAGGUGCACUUACUGUUCCUUGUCGGCCAAGUGAGCUUGAGAGAAUAUUGGCGGAGCAAUGGCAAGAACAGGCGGAGGGAGGCUCAGAUCAUCACGAUCAUGUUGGAGUAGUUCAUUGGGGAUCUUGAAAAACCAUGGUGCAAACCUAUUCAAACCCGAUCGAAUAAGCUGCAUGCAUGCAUGUUGUAAUAGCUUAAUGAUCCUUCAUUUACUAAGUUGUAAAAGCUUUUUAAUUCACUUU